Messenger RNA from Haliotis rubra (blacklip abalone), 1216 nucleotides. Its product is annotated as fucolectin-like. The coding region runs from base 120 to 857 and encodes 245 amino acids. The transcript has 4 exons. Lineage: Eukaryota; Metazoa; Mollusca; Gastropoda; Lepetellida; Haliotidae. The record is from RefSeq and is a predicted model, not a curated record.
AACUGGAAAUAAACUAAUGGGUAUUGAUUAUAAUUCAGAACGCCCGGUCACAUUCACUGCCGUCAGUGGCACGGCGGCGUCGUUAGGACACACAGUCUUGGUAGCUGCUACGCACAAGGAUGUUUCUUCUGACUAUUGCUCUAUUUCUUGUAAAUUCGACGUUUGUAAACGGCAUCAACACUAAUUUUGCACUUGGUAAACCUACCACAUCUUCAUCAAACACUGGAGGCAGUGGUAGGUGCGUUGAUGGGAACAGAGAUACGAAUCUGUUCAGCGGCUCGUGCUGGGAGAGUUCCGGGGGAGACAUGCAACCCUUCUGGAUGGUAGAUCUUGAAGCAAACUACUUCCUGAGCCAUGUAACGAUUACCAACCGAGGCGAUUGUUGCGCUGAGCGACUUCAUGACUUGAAGAUUGAAGUAUUUGUCGAGGACCCAGUACAGUUUCCGACCACCCUUUCCUUUCUCUGCGCAAUGUAUGAAGGACCUAUGCCUACAGGAGCCACAGAAAACAUCUCCUGCUCCUGUUUGACCAGGGGGCGAUAUUUGAGGAUAGAAGGUCUGAAUCGAGUAAAUGAUCAGGAUCGACAUACCAUGUGUGAAGUGGAGACCUUUGGAACAAACGCCAAUCACUGCUUCACCUCUACGAUGCGCCGUAUUGAGGGUACAAGGUUUGAUGGAGAUCUUUACCCAGUCGACGUCACAUCUACCGUGGAGUGUGCCAACGUCUGUUUCCACAACAGCACCUGCUUUGGUUUCAACUUCAACCACGACAGCCUUUUAUGUGAGCUAAGAGUUGGCAGUGCACAAGCAUUAGCUGUAUCAGGCUGGUCUUACUUUGUGUGGGAAAGAUGUAUUUGAUUUGCUCUAAAGAACCGACCGUGGCAUCAUGCACAGACAUUGGAUUUGUUCGGGUUUUUAAAAAAAAAUAUGUAUACCUGUUCAUGACAUUUCCAUAUUUAACCCAUCAGAGACAAGGAUGAUGUCCAAUCCAAUUCCAUGCUGUGACUUGUAUCAAAUCAAUUUCGGGUGAACAGCUGACUUUCCUUUGAAUAUUCAUGUCACCGUGAGCAGAUAUAGAUUCAAAGACUGAAUCAAUAUGCCUGUAAUUGGAUAUGCUUGAUGUCAAGGGAAGGCGUACCACGGUCCUUUUUUAACGUUGGGCUAUUAAUCUUUUCAUUUUGCUUACCAAACGCUAGGUUGGCUCUUCAGGGAUGCAA